This is a messenger RNA of Exophiala spinifera, 4266 nucleotides long. RefSeq lists its product as uncharacterized. Gene Ontology annotation, cellular component: cytoplasm. Gene Ontology annotation, molecular function: phosphopantetheine binding. The transcript has 3 exons. NCBI's taxonomy places the organism in Eukaryota, Fungi, Ascomycota, Eurotiomycetes, Chaetothyriales, Herpotrichiellaceae. Gene Ontology annotation, biological process: secondary metabolite biosynthetic process; amino acid activation for nonribosomal peptide biosynthetic process. The record is from RefSeq and is a predicted model, not a curated record. Bases 1 to 4266 code for a protein of 1421 amino acids.
AUGGCGAUCCCUUCCCCCCUUCCAACGCAAGAUUAUAUUUUACAAUCGGAUAGGGAUACAGGUGAAAACUUUUCGAUCGACGGCGUUCGCACACUCCCAGAAUUACUACGCCGACAAGCAGGCCAACAAGGAGAUGGCACUCUUUUCUCAUUUCGGUCUCGGCAGGGAGGCCCUUUGACCACCCUCUCUUAUGUCGAAGCAUAUUCAAGAUCUUGCACCCUCGCUAGUAAACUGGUUGACCACCUCUCAUCCUCGGAUACAGCUAAUCCUGUGGUUGGAAUAUGGCUGGAGAGAUCAAUCGAUUUGCACCUGGCCAUUUUGGCCACCACCAUUUCAGGUGCUGCGUGGUUGCCGUUUGACGCCGAUGUUCCCCCCGAACGAGUUGCUGCAUGUCUAAAGGAUAGCAAUGCGGCCAUCUUGUUGUGCGACCAAGUACAUUGUGAGGCUGCCUGCAGUGCAGUUGAACGACUCCCUGAGUGCAAAGUAAUCACAUUUGACCAGUUGGCCAACCAUGCAAUACAAACAAUCGAGACAAGAAGUGACGGAUGCAGACCACCCCGGCCACAAGAUACGGCGUAUAUCAUCUACACCUCUGGUAGUAGCGGGACGCCCAAAGGAAUAGCAAUAUCACAUCAUGCUGCUCUCACGUUCUGCCUCAGCGAAAGAACAGUUCUGGAGACGGAGUCGGACGACAUUGUCUGGCAGGGUUUCAGUGCGGCUUUUGAUAUGUUUGUCGAAGAGACAUGGGUGAGUAUAGCUGGAGGUGCACAUUUGGCCAUCGGAAGUCGCAUUGAAUGCCAGGAUGUACCAGGCCUCGGAGGUGCCAAUGGUGUUUGGGCUCAGCGUGGUGUCACUGUUAUCAAUGUCGUGCCGACCCUGAUUAACAUCAUGACUUCGCUUGAUGAAGACUGCCCCCUCCCACCUGCCGUCAGGUUGCUCAAUUUUGGUGGAGAAGCUUGUCCCGAGGCUUUGGUGAAUCGUCUAUGGUCACCAGAGAGGCGCAUCCUGAAUACCUACGGCCCUUCAGAAACAACAGUGACGGCCACCUUCAAAGAACUAUUCCCAAACCAAAAUGUCACCAUUGGCAAGCCGCUUCCAGGAUACCAUGCUCUACUGCUACCAGUACCGGAUGAACCCUCAAUGACGUGGGAUCCUCUCGAAAUCAAGGAAGGUACUGAAGGUGAGCUCGCCAUUGGCGGCCAAUGUCUCGGGAAAGGCUAUAUCGGACGACCAGCUCUCACCCAGGAGAAGUUCAUCAGCCACCCAUUGGCAUCGUAUACUGGGGAGCGUCUGUACCGCACGGGAGACAGGGUUCGCCUAGACCACAAUUUGGACAUUGUAUUCCUUGGGCGAAUCGACGCUCAGGUCAAGCAUCGUGGCUUUCGCAUCGAGCUAGGCGAGAUCGAACACGCCAUCGCUCGGCACCCACAAAUACAGACAGUCGCUGUCAUUCUCUCUUCUGCCACGAAUCGCCUUGAAUCCUACAUUGUAGAGAAGGAUGGAGGAGGUGUCGAGCUUCGAGAUGUACGCCAUCUUCUCCGUUCUCUGCCAGCAUAUAUGCAGCCAGAGGCAUUCUUUUUCAUUGCGGCAAGCGAACUACCGCGCCUUCCAAGUGGCAAAAUCAAUACGAGAGCCCUUCAAGAUCUCUCCUCUCGACAGAUUUCUAUGAGCAAAGAUCAAGGCGAGGGCGACGGAAAGGGCCCUAUUGCGGAUGACACCCAGCUCAGCCACGAUCCUGACCUCGACUUAUUUCUGAGAACACUAACUGAAGUCUUCCCACAAGCUGCCAACCUCACAGCCAACGUUGAUCUGUUCAGCGACCUCGGCUGCCACAGUCUUCUCGCAGCGUCACUUGUCUCUAAGCUUCGGAAAGAAAGCCCAACAGGCUCCAUGUUCAAGAACCUCGGGUUACAAGACCUUUAUCUUAACCGCACAGCCGAAAGUAUUGUGGCAGGCCUAAAAGAUAGGUCGUCUGACACGAAGCCAGAGACCACUUUGGUGGUGAAAGAAAUGCAAUCAGACGAAUUGUCUAUCAAGCAUUUACCUGUUUCAUGCCGACGUUAUAUACUGUGCAGCGCUGCACAGGUGCCAGCUCUGAUACUCAUUUUCGGCAUCCAGGGCGCGAGUCUCAUCGGGCCAUAUCUUAUGUUUUACGGGUUAUUGAGAACUUUCGACAUUGGCACUGCUAUUGUGGGAUCGUACUUUACCUUUGUGGUCAUCCCAAUUGUCAGGGUGCUGGUCGCCCUGAUUGCCAAGUGGUUAGUGCUUGGGAAAGCGAGACCUGGCGAAUACCCAUUGUAUGGGUUGUAUUACUAUAGAUGGUGGCUGGUUGGCCACUUCAUCAAACUCAUCGACAUGGUAACAAUCGCUGAGACUCCCUUGCUGCCAACAAUCCUACGGUGCCUAGGUGCCAGGAUUGGCAAAGGGUGUCAAAUGGGUAUCUUGUAUGUCGGCCCCGCAAUGGAUCUGGUCUCAAUCGGUGACGAUGUCUGCCUUAACAAAGACCUGGUUCUCAACACCAGCUGGGUCGAACGUGGCCGACUUAUCCUGGAAGAAGUCGAAAUCAGAUCUCAGACUCACCUGGGCAGCCAUACCGUUAUCGAGGGUGGAGCACUCAUUGAGGAGGGAGCCGAGGUGGGCCCUCUGAGUAUGGUACCCCGAGGAGCCUGCAUUCCGACAGGCCAGCGAUGGGCUGGCUCUCCUGCACGAUUCCAGGCGAACGUGGAGGAAGUUGGGGCCAUGAGAGCAAACCGACCGAGCAGCAUGCGGGUUGCUUGCAUGACGCUGGCAGUCGUGAUGAGCUCAGGAUUCGUGCUCCCUAUCAUGUACUUCGGUCCACAGAUUCCGAGCAUGAUGCUUUUCGAUUACCUCAACAUUCCUAAUGUUGGCGAGUGGACACAGACUUCUAUUGUUAUUGUUCCUGCGGCCAUUAUCUAUCUCUUCCUGACCUACUUCCAACUUCUUGUGUUACGCUGGCUUGUCCUUGGCAAGGUUACUGAACGAAGUUUUCGCACAACCUCGGUUUACUGGUUCCGGAAGUGGCUGAUCGACCGACUCAUGGACAUGAGUCUUGUGAUCUUGCAUCCGGUGUACGCGACGCUCUAUGUCGUCCCAUUUCUGCGGUCACUGGGUGUCAAGAUCGGACGUCGUUCAGAAGUCUCGACAGCCCGGGGUAUCAACUACGAGCUCACAGAGAUUGGUGACGAGUCCUUUGUGGCAGACCAUGUGUUGCUGGGCAACGAAACGGUGCGAAACCAUACAGUGACCUUGAAAAAGACAGUCCUCAAAGACCGUGCCUUUGUCGGCAAUGCUGCGCUUGUGCACCAAGGCGCCGUGAUGGCUUCGAAUACCCUACUCGGCGUCCUCUCGACUUCGCCUAGCACCCCGCUGAAGGAAGGCGAAAGCUGCUUUGGCAGCCCGCCCAUUUUGAUGCCUGCUCGCCAAAAGGCUCAGGUAGAUCAUGAUGAGACUCUUUUGUUUCAUCCACGCCCCAAGCAGAUUGCCGUUCGACUGCUCAUUGAAGGUUUGCGCAUUGUUUUGCCUCGUUUAGUCAUCACUUGUGCUCUGGGCUACAGCACACUCAUCAUUGGGCACAUCUACGACCACCUCGGCAUUGUUGCAAGUGUUUUGAUGGUCCCAGUGGUCUACUUCUUUCUAUUUGGUCUCCCUUCCUUCUUCACGACCCUUAUUUUCAAGCUCAUCCUCAUCGGCACCUACCAGUGUGCCGAAUGGCCUCUUUGGAGCGUCGACGUCUGGAAAUCCGAAUUCGUGACCUCGACCUACGAAACCCUGACCGUCCCCUUCAUCGUGGAAAUGCUUACGGGAACACCGUACAUUGCUUUUUUCCUGCGAUUGCUGGGUGUCCAGAUCGGCUCGCGAGCAACUCUACUCUCACACGACAUUACAGAGUUUGACAUGGUUAAAAUCGGCGACGAAGCCGUCUUGAACAUGCACGCUGCGCCUCAAACGCAUUUAUUUGAAGAUCGCGUCAUGAAGGUUGGGCGAGUGGACGUCGAGGCGAAUUCUUGCUGUAUGCCGUAUUCGAUAUGUCUGCCCAAUAGUCGCGUGGGCGAAGGCGCACAGCUUGGCUGCGUGUCACUACUGAUGAAGGGCGAGGCAGUACCGGCACAUGAAAUGUGGGAGGGCGCGCCGAUCGCGCCGGCCAGGAGACAGAAGGUCAUGACUACCACAAAAAUCUCCCACCAUCCUAUCACCUUGGGUUCCUUUUCUACUUCGGCCCCUUCUUCCGCAUCAUCGACCAUCUAG